AUGGACUGGACCGAGAACGAAGGCGAUCACAGUCACAUGCAUGACAGCUGUCAUCACGGACAUGCAGGCCAUUCACACAGUCACGGUCCGAGAGGGGCUGCUUUUGGCGGAAAUGCUCAUCCCUUCAUGCCAGCUUUUCAUGGAUCAUUUGGCAAGAGCGCAGACCAAAUGAUGGACUUUCACACGCAGCAGCCCAAAAAACGCUCGCUCGGUGAUGAGAGCAGGAGCUGGGACAUCGUGAAAGCCACGCAGUUUGGAAUCCUGGAGCGUUGUAAGGAGCUGGUAGAAGCAGGAUAUGACGUCAGACAGCCAGAUAAAGAGAAUGUGUCACUGCUGCACUGGGCUGCCAUCAACAACCGCCCGGAGCUGGUCAAGUAUUUUAUUUCUAAAGGUGCUAUAGUUGAUCAACUCGGUGGAGACUUGAACUCUACUCCCCUUCACUGGGCCAUAAGGCAGGGCCACCUGCCCAUGGUGAUCCAGCUGAUGAGAUAUGGAGCCGAUCCCACCAUUGCUGAUGGAGAAGGUUACUGCGCUCUGCACCUGGCCAUCCUCUUCCAGCACAUGGCUAUAGCAGCUUACCUGAUGGCUAAAGGACAGGAGGUCGACAGCCCUGACUGCAACGGACAAACACCACUGAUGUUGGCAGCCCAGAAGAUUAUUGGUCCUGAACCCACCAACUUCCUGAUAAAAAAUAACGCCUCUGUGAGCGCCGUGGACAAAGUGAACAGAAACACUCCACUGCACUGCGCUGUACUGGCAGGAAAUGUCGACGCCGCCCACAUCCUGCUGGAGGCUGGCGCCAGCGUGGACGUAGACAACAUUAACGGUCACACUCCUUUAGACCUGGCCCAGCAGGUACACAGCCCGCUGCUCAUUCACAUGCUCAAUCAUGUCAAACAGGAGAGGAUUCGCUCCAACUCUCGCUGUUUGCGCCUCGUCAACAGAUACAGGGUGAUGCUUCAGUUUUUGCUCUGCACUGCCACCUUUGGGAGUGUAGGAGCCGUGUUUGAUAUGAAGACAGAGUCCUGGUUACUCAAAGGGAUCCUGCUGGCCUGUGUUGUAGGUGUGGUCAAUCUGGUGACAAGAAACUUCUCCAGUGCAGCUUUUCAGUCCAGUCUCCCCGUGUCGUCUCUCAUGGCUUCGAUCCUCUGGAUGCUCCUCACCUGGUGCCUCUGGUUUGUGCCAAAUGGACCGAGUGCAACAGUCCAGGUUCUCUUCACCCUAAAUGCCACUGCAUUGGUCUAUUACUAUCUGCGGACCUGCAGAACUGACCCGGGCUUUGUCAGAGCAACAGAAGAAGAGAAGAAAAUGAACGUGUUGGUGUUGGCUGAAGCAGGCUGUCUGGACCCUAGAAUAUUCUGCACCUCUUGCAUGAUAAAGAAACCAAUGAGAGCGCACCACUGCUUCUACUGUGACGCCUGUGUGGCCAAGCAGGACCAUCACUCCAUGUGGACCAACAGCUGCAUUGGUGCCAGGAAUCACGCCUACUUCAUCCUCUUCCUGUUUUCUCUGGCCCUGAUGGGAGCCUGGAUGUUCUAUGGCUGUUUUGUGUACUGGUCAACUCACUGUCCCCUACAUUAUGAAGAGGAGGGUCUGUGGGGCGUUGUGUCCAACCUGGUCAGCUGUUCUCCCUGGCUGCUCUGCAUCUUCGUGCUGUCGUUCUACCACACCUGCUGGUCCAGCCUGUCCCUGGUCUUUCAGCUGUACCAGAUUGCCUUCUUUGGACUGACCACCACAGAGAGGAACAGUCUGACGUUACACCAGAGGAAGAUGCGACAGACGGUGUCUCUGAGACAGAAUCCUUACAACUUGGGUGUAGUGAAGAACUUGGUGUCCUUCUUCCAGCUGCGCUGCUGUGGCCUCUUCAAGCCUGCAAUCAUCGACUGGACGCAGCCUUUUCCUGCUGGACACGACCAGCACAUGUUCGGACUCACAGAUAUGGUCUGACCUCCCUCAGGGUCAAGGCUCACAGUCCUUAACCAACGGUUGUGGACCAAAAACCAUAGAAUAUAUUUAUUUAUUUUUUUACGGGUGGGCUGUCUGGAGAGGACGGAGUACGGUGACUGUAGACAUUGCUCUGACAUCGGGCAACUUGUAAAUAGUGAUUGAGUUGUGUUUUGUUGCUGCCGCCGCCUUAUCAAGUCACAGUUGGUGAAGUUGAAAAUUUAAAUGGUGCAAUUGUGAUUCUGAGAGCUUUUUUUACAAACCUUAAACAUAAUUUUGUAAACACUUCUGGAACAAGGGUCUUUGUACAAGUUGAUGACUUUUGUAAAAGCUGCAUGUGUUUCAUAAUGAGUGACCACUAGUCAAUAAAGCAAUGUUGAUCCUGUCU
Cynoglossus semilaevis (tongue sole) is the source of this 2332-nucleotide messenger RNA. It is a transcript of the gene zdhhc13, whose product is annotated as zDHHC palmitoyltransferase 13. Gene Ontology annotation, molecular function: protein binding; palmitoyltransferase activity. The transcript has 17 exons. The record is from RefSeq and is a predicted model, not a curated record. Bases 1 to 1947 code for a protein of 648 amino acids. Lineage: Eukaryota; Metazoa; Chordata; Actinopteri; Pleuronectiformes; Cynoglossidae.